UUUUCCCCCCUUCCAGUCCGGACACUUUCUCCCCCCUUCCAGUCCGGACACUUUUUCUCCCCCCUUCCAGUCCGGACACUUUUCUCCCCCCUUCCAGUCCGGACACUUUUCUCCCCCUUCCAGUCCGGACACUUUUUCCCCCCUUCCAGUCCGGACACUUUUCUCCCCCCUUCCAGUCCGGACACUUUCCCCCCCUUCCAGUCCGGACACUUUUCCCCCCCCCUUCCAGUCCGGACACUUUCACCCCCCUUCCAGUCCGGACACUUUCCCCCCCUUCCAUCCGGACACUUUCACCCCCUUCCAGUCCGGACACUUUCCCCCCUUCCAGUCCGGACACUUUCUCCCCCCCUUCCAGUCCGGACACUUUCCCCC
Messenger RNA from Staurois parvus, 372 nucleotides. NCBI's taxonomy places the organism in Eukaryota, Metazoa, Chordata, Amphibia, Anura, Ranidae. The record is from the annotation of a GenBank genome assembly.